GCCGCUGGCCUUGGUUCACACCGGUGAUAUUACUGAUAUUCUAAUGAUUUAUCACGAUUUGGAGAAAUGUCCUCAUUAACAGAUAUAAAAUCUCUACUAGGUACAAAUUUGCCAAACAACAUUUUGCCAGUACGCAAGUACAACCAUGAACAAUCUACAAAUUACUUAAAAUAUGUAUUAAAGAAAAACUUACCAAAAAGUGAUAACAAGAACCUCACAAAUGAUUUUCAUUGGCAAUUCCUCCUUGAUAGACAUUCUUUCCAAAAGAAGAAAAGGUUGCAGAAGAAGAAAUCAUUCCUUUCACGAAAGCAACGUUCUGAGUUGAAUCUACUGAAAUUACCCAAGACAGGGUGGAGUUACAGUUCACUUCAAGCUAUUAGGAGUGCAUGGAAAGACUAUAUGAAAGAGAAUCUAAAUCUUCUGACUGCAGCACCAGAUUGUGCUGAACAGGAUUGGAAUUCUUUUAGCACUAUUGUUGGCAAAUCUGAAUUAGUUGGUGCUGAAAUGAGUGUGAUCAAAUCAAAAGUGCCUAGUCUUGUAGGCAUGAAAGGAACAGUUGUGUUGGAAAGUAAAAUGACUUUCCAGAUAGUUACUGAAUCAUCUAAACUCAAAACUAUUGUCAAGGACAGUUCAGUAUUCUGUUUCUAUCUGGAUAAUAUGAAAUUCACAGUUUAUGGAAAGUAUAUUGCCACAAGACCUAGUGAGAGAAGUGUUAAAAAAAAUAAAGGUCCAAUGGUACCAGAAAUAUAAUACAUUCAAGGAAUAUUCAAUCCCAAAUUUGUAAAACUGUUUCAAUUCCGAAAUAAAAUGCU
Phaedon cochleariae (mustard beetle) is the source of this 812-nucleotide messenger RNA. The record is from the annotation of a GenBank genome assembly. Lineage: Eukaryota; Metazoa; Arthropoda; Insecta; Coleoptera; Chrysomelidae.